Gopherus flavomarginatus (Mexican gopher tortoise) is the source of this 3012-nucleotide messenger RNA. RefSeq names its product cytosolic phospholipase A2 gamma-like. Gene Ontology annotation, cellular component: nuclear envelope; nucleoplasm; cytosol. Gene Ontology annotation, biological process: glycerophospholipid catabolic process. Gene Ontology annotation, molecular function: calcium ion binding; calcium-dependent phospholipid binding. The transcript is spliced from 16 exons. The record is from RefSeq and is a predicted model, not a curated record. Bases 263 to 1873 code for a protein of 536 amino acids. NCBI's taxonomy places the organism in Eukaryota, Metazoa, Chordata, Testudines, Testudinidae.
GGUGCUAGCCAGAAGAGCUGCUGGAAAGAAGUUAAAAACUGCCGAGAGACCUGACCACAGACAGAGGAGCAGAGCUGACUAGGGAGAAGCAGAAGCUGCAAGCAGCAGACAGCAACAAGAAAAUAAUACGGCAAAGCCAAAGGGCAUACAAGGAAGAAUAAAUUAGAUUUUGGCCUGAGCUUUUGGAAGUCUUGAAAGAGGUGGAGUUUUCCUUUUUCACUGACGGAGGAAUUUGAAAUCACAGAGAAAGAGGAAAGCAAAAAUGGAAAUAUUUCAUAAACACAAGGGUGAAGGUAAAAUCAGAAUUUCCCAUGAACUCUCAGAAGGGGAAAAAUUAGGAACAAGUAACAGAAAGGUGCGGGUGAAGAAAUGCCUGGAUAGCCUUGGGAUUCCCUGUAAUCUGGAUGAUGUGCCCAAUAUCGCCAUCCUGGGAGCUGGGGGAGGUCUACGAGCCAUGAUCGCCCUUCAUGGAACCCUGCAGGAGCUACAAAAACAUGGUCUCUUGGACACCAUCAUGUACUUGUGUGGGGUUUCAGGUUCAACUUGGUGUAUGUCAUAUCUCUACAAAAAUGGGGACUGGACAGAGAAAUUGCAGGCCUUGGAGGAAAGUAUGUGUGCUAGACUUUCCAAAUACACCUGGAGUGUCCCAAAGGCAACAAAAUUGCUUCUCGAGGCAGCUAAAGAUGAAAAUUACUCUCUAACUGAGUUCUGGGCAUACACUGUGGUCUAUGGAAUGUUACAUGAGCUGGACAAGGGACACUUGUCUGAGCAGCAGAGUGCUUCUGAGAAUGGAAAUAAUCCCUACCCCAUCUAUGCAGCAGUGGAUGAGCGAAGUUUUUCCAAAGUAACUGAAUACUCUCCAGCAACUUGGUUUGAGUUCACCCCCCAUGAAGCCAGCUUCCUUGGCUAUGGAGCAAGUGUACCCAUGGAAUACUUUGGAAGUGAAUACAAGAAUGGGGAGCUAAAGAAGCAGAAAGAAGAGAAAAACAUGAGUUACCUACAAGGUUUGUGGGGAAGUGCCAUUGGCAGCAAAACAGAAAAUGAAAAAGUCAUAAAAGACAUAUUCUUUGGCUUCUUUAAGGGAGAAAAAGAAUCAUAUUCACCAUCUAAAGAAAGUUGUCCGGAAGGAAUAGUCAAGGGAUUUCCAAUACCCUCCACUGAACCUGAAGCUGGUGAUAUGGAAGGCUCAUUGCACGGUGAGCCAGCAGGAGCUUCACCUGGAGGCUUUUCACCAGAUACUAAGAACAAGCCAAUUACUGAGAACAUUAAAGAAGGAGUAGGCUCAGUGGUGGAUUUCGCUAGAAUGUGGCAAAAAACCACUCAUGGUCUCUUGACCUGGAAAUGGGGAACGAAUAAUAACUUUCUUUACAAAUGUUCUGCUCUUGACUCUACUGAGCUGGUGAAGGAUAAAGUCAUCUCCUUGGUAGAUGCUGGAAUAGCCAUAAACUGUGCUUUCCCUCUGGUUCUCCGCCCGGAAAGGAAAGUGAAACUGAUUCUCUCCUUUGACUAUGGCCCUUUUGAACCAUUUAAGGCCCUCAAGCAAACUGCCAAAUACUGUAAGGAAAACUGCAUCCCAUUUCCUGAGAUAGAUGAGAAAUUGCUCCUAGAGCCAGAUAACCCUUCCGACUGCUACAUCUUCAGAGGAGAGGGUGCUCCAACCGUCAUGCACUUCCCACUUUUCAACAGAGUGAAUUGCCCGGCCUAUGUGACAGAAUGGAGGAUUAGAUUCACCAUGCUUCGCUUUCUCUACCAUGUGGGAGACAUCACCAAACUCCUUCAAUCAGCCAGACUAAAUGUAUUGAACAAUAAAGACAAGAUCCUACAAGAGAUCAAAUACAUUAUGGCUCACUCCAGCAAGGAGGCAAGCUCUUAAGAAGACUUUUUCAUCUAUGCUUUGCAUACGUUAAAGCCACCCAGUAGAUUUUGCGAACUACAGAAUUGUCAUUUGGCUGGAAAAUAUCAUCAUUUGGAAUCACAGUGGGGAGAGGAGUCUCAGUUUCUACUGUGAAAGCACUAGUACCUAGUUCUUGAGUUAGCCCUGUAACUUGACUGCACUUUACUUCAGCAAUUCUGAUUCUGCGCAUGAGUCAAAGAAAAAUUCUCUCUUGGUAUUCUUUCUUGCUGUUUUGAAUUAUUGCUCAAUCUGCCUCUGCUCUGUUUGAUACCAGAUGCCUUUAUCUCCUGAUGCACAGUUCAUGUUCAAUCAAUAAAGCCUAUAAAAUCGCAUCAUUUGCACACAGUGCCUCCAGCCUAGAAAUAGCCUGCAAAAGCACAAGCACAUAAGACCUGUGGUAAAAGCCAUCUGCCCUGUCUCCCUGUAGUGACUAGAUCACAUAGAAAUUAUGAGUAAGGCUGUAAUUUAGUUACAAGUAUUUUUAGUAAAAUCAUGGACAGGUCAUGGACAAUAAAGAAAAAUUUACACCUGGUGACCUGUCCAUGACUUGUACUAUAAAUACCCAUGACUAAAUCUUAGGGACUUUGGCGGCCUCUGGGGCACUGUUGCUCUGGGGUGGGGGAGUGGUGCCCCACUGCUGCUAAGAGGGAAGGCCCAGGGCCUCGCUGUGACCCUGGGGCAGAGCCUGAGACUGAUGCUGUUCAGGCAGCUCCUGGGAGCAAGUGCCUGGGGCCUCCCGAUUAGUGGCCAGUGCGGCUGACUCCGACUCCACCCAAGCAGCUAUCCCCUGGGGCUGCCCGAGCAGAAACCAGUGUGACUGGCCCCAGAGCUGCCCCACCUGCUCAGGCAGCCCUGAGGUCAGUCAUACUGACUACUGUAGAAGUCAGAGAGGUCCUGGAAAAUCAUGAAAUCUGUGACUUCUGUGACCUCCAUGAAAGACUCCCAAUUUUAACAAUGAAUCUUCUGCAGACUUUCAGAGGUGGGAGUGCCAGCAGUAUGGCAUGUGCUUACAGAUCAGGCAUUCCUGGGUUCAGUCCAUCUGGAGAUGGCAUUGUUAAAAUAUAGAGCUCUCAGAUUCACCCCAUGAGGUGAAUGAAUUCUGUUUGAAAUGCCAAUGA